GCCCACCGACGGUCUGCCGACCUGCCCAGCUCUCGCGUGCGCCAUGUCUGGUUCCUCCAGCGUCGCUGCUAUGAAGAAAGUGGUUCAACAGUUCCGGCUGGAGGCCGGGCUCAACCGCGUGAAGGUUUCCCAGGCAGCUGCAGAUUUGAAACAAUUCUGUCUGCAGAAUGCUCAACAUGAUCCCCUGCUGACUGGAGUAUCUUCAAGUACAAAUCCCUUCAGACCUCAGAAAGUCUGUUCCUUUUUGUAGUAAAACGAAUCUUUGCAAGGUUUUCUAAAUCACUUUUCAUAAACCGGUGAAUAUUCACAGGAAAGCUAAAUUUGAAGCCUGUACAAAAGCCUG
Hippopotamus amphibius kiboko is the source of this 343-nucleotide messenger RNA. RefSeq names its product guanine nucleotide-binding protein G(I)/G(S)/G(O) subunit gamma-5-like. The coding region runs from base 44 to 250 and encodes 68 amino acids. Gene Ontology annotation, cellular component: heterotrimeric G-protein complex. NCBI's taxonomy places the organism in Eukaryota, Metazoa, Chordata, Mammalia, Artiodactyla, Hippopotamidae. The record is from RefSeq and is a predicted model, not a curated record. The transcript has a single exon. Gene Ontology annotation, molecular function: G-protein beta-subunit binding. Gene Ontology annotation, biological process: G protein-coupled receptor signaling pathway.